Molecule: messenger RNA, 1992 nt
Organism: Pseudozyma flocculosa PF-1
Lineage: Eukaryota; Fungi; Basidiomycota; Ustilaginomycetes; Ustilaginales; Ustilaginaceae
Exons: 8
Coding region: 1-1992 (663 amino acids)
Biological process (GO): regulation of actin filament polymerization
Molecular function (GO): protein binding
Source: RefSeq, a predicted model, not a curated record
AUGCCCACCGCCCUCUUUGGCGAGCACCUGCCGGACCAGCUCCAUCCCAUCGCCAACACGAUCGCAUGCCACCUCGCCAUCGAGGCGGAUGCUUCCACCUUUCUCGCAGAGCGUGCCGCACUCGAGCGCGAGUACGCCUCCAAGCUCUCGGUCCUCACACGCAAGUACCGCGAGAAGAAGUCGAAGCGAGACCAUGAGGCUGCCGUCGGACCGUCACCCACGAGGGAAUGGACGGGCCAGCAAGCCACGCUGGCAGCGUUCGUGACCGACAUCUUCAACACGACCGAUGCGGCCUCGCAGGACCACCUUCACCUCGCCACCGAACUCGAUAAGGUCUCGACAGAGAUGGCCUCGAGCGGCAGGAAGCGCGAAGAGAUUCGAAAGAAGCACACCUCAUAUGCCAGCAAGCUGCUCUCCGAUCGCGACAAGAUCUACGCCGAUCGGGAAAAGGCAAAGUCCAAGUACGACGACCACUGCCGCGAGGUCGAGGCGCACCGGCAGAAGAAGGAAAAGGCCGGCGCAGACGACAGGCACGCGGAUAGGGCCGAGAAGGGCUUCCAGACUGCGCAGGUCGACAUGUGGAACGCAAAGAACAUGUAUCUUCUUCAGAUCGAGGUAUCCAACGCAGCAAAGCAGAAGUUCUACAGGGAGGACCUGCCGGCGGUUGAAAAUGGCUUGCAAUCGCUGUGGACACUGACCACCCAGCGCACGGCUGCAUCGCUGGCGAGGGCCAACGCCCUCGUUGCGGACCACCACAACGCGCUCAGUACCAAGUACAAGCAGCUCGAGGAGAGCAAAAAGAAGGUCGAUCCGGAUCAAGACCAGCAGACCUUCAUCGAGUACAACAAGCAAAGCUGGCAGGAGCCGCGCGAGUGGAGUUUCGAGCCGUGUUCCGUCUUCUUUGACUCUCCCGACAUGUCGGUGGAGGCAGCGCCGACCGUCUUCCUGCAGAACCGGCUGCUGCGGUGCAGAGCCAAGCUGGCCGAGCUCGACCCGCUAGCAGAGGCCAAGCGUAAGGAAGUCGCUGGCCUUGAGAAUCUGCGCGAUGCCUACGAGAAGCAGGAUGGUCUGGGCGACCCCGAUGCGGUGCUCGACAACCUCUUCGAGUCGCUCAAGACGGCAUUUGCAUUCGAGAUUGAGAUCUGCCUGCUCGAAGCCGAGGUCGAGCGGAUCGUCGGUGCCAUUGGAGAGAACCAGGGCGAGGCCAAACCGCACCGCUUCAAGCCGGCGUCGUUCACCAUCCCGACGACGUGCCAGUACUGCAACGGCACGAUCUGGGGCAUCGCGCGGCAAGGGUGCAUCUGCAAGCCGUGCGGCUACACGGUGCAUGCCAAGUGCGAGAUGAAGGUACCUGCUCAGUGCAAGGCGGCGCCGUCGGGCAGCGGCGCGUCGGGAACGUCGUACCGCAGCAGCAGCAUCCGCAGGAGCAUCGGCCUGGGACGCACCAUGUCCUCUGCCUCGACCGGCGGUGCCUCUUCGAUGGGAGCGGGAAGCAGGUCGACUGGAGACUUUGGGACGGCCAAGAGCAUCCCCGAGAGCGUGGUCGGCGCCAAUCCCGUUGGCAGGGUCGUCUACGGCUUUGACGCGACGAGUCCGUUCGAGCUGAGCGUCCAGGAGGGCGACAUCAUUGAGCUGAUAGAAGACGACGUCGAAUCGACGGGGUGGAUCAAAGUGGCAAAGGGCCAGUCACAGGGUCUGGUACCUACAUCCUAUUGCGACUUUGACUCCGCCCCUGCCCCAGUCUCGAACGAUCCCGUCCCCUCAUCCGGUGCAGUUCCGGCGGCGGGUGGGCAGGGGACGGGGCAGGGAUGCGGCAAGUUCGUAAAGGCCCUGUACGACUACGCCGCCCAGGAUGGCGACGAGCUGAGUCUCGUCGCGGGUGAAGUCGUCGAGUUGACCGCCGUCGGUCUCGCCUAUGGCGACGGAUGGUGUCAAGGCGUCAAGAACGGCAAAGUGGGCAUACUGCCAUCAAACUACGUCGAAGAGGUCUAG